Molecule: messenger RNA, 2134 nt
Organism: Maniola jurtina (meadow brown)
Lineage: Eukaryota; Metazoa; Arthropoda; Insecta; Lepidoptera; Nymphalidae
Gene: Grx5
Exons: 2
Coding region: 135-575 (146 amino acids)
Source: RefSeq, a predicted model, not a curated record
AGUUGUCUGACACUAGAAUCUAGAUUUGAAGCACGAAAAAACCAGAAAAAGUGAAAUUUUGUUUUAUUUCGUCAUAAAUUUUUCAAAAAUUUGUGAAAUUAUUUAACAAUUACAUCCUCACUAUAUACGUGACAAUGAAUUCAAUAUUAAGAAGAAACGUUUUGCCAAUUUGUAACCACACAUUCAAGUUAUCUUCUCGUUUAUUUGCGGAUGUGCCGAUCAACGAUAAAAUUGAUAAAAUGGUAAAAAACAACAAAGUAGUCGUUUUUAUGAAGGGUGUUCCCGACGCCCCAAGAUGUGGUUUCAGCAACGCAGUUGUUCAAAUAAUGAGAAUGCAUGCCGUACCAUAUGAAAGUCAUGAUGUUUUGGCCGACGAGAAUCUCCGACAAGGUAUCAAAGAGUAUUCAAACUGGCCAACAAUCCCACAAGUUUUUAUCAAUGGAGAAUUUGUUGGUGGCUGCGACAUCAUGCUGCAGAUGCACCAGUCUGGAGAACUUGUCGAGGAGUUGAAGAAAGUUGGAAUCAAAAGUGCAUUGUUAACAGCAGACGAAGCCAAAAAAGAAAGCAGCAAGUAACGAGUACAUAGUUAUUUUAAUUUUUUGAUAAGUAGAUACACAGUACAAUUACUUUUGUUUACAACAUAGCAAGUACUAAGUAGCAGCAAUCCUAAUAAUUAUUAUACUCUUAAUAGCUGGAAUUCAAAACUCCUGAACUUAUAAAAGUGAGAUAGAACUAUUAAUUAAAGUUCUGUAGCUCAAUUAUGGAAUCCAGAUUUCUAGGUCUCACAUUUGGAAAAUCAAUCCAGAGGUAUUUGGCUUUUAUACACUUGAAUUUUUAUGAUAUUGUGUAAAUCAGAGAUUCGAGAUAUAUAAAGAAAAUUGUGUAAGAGAACAAUUUAGCUUUCUGGUACAAUGCUGUGUAGAAAUCAAAGGGGUUCAAUAAAAACUGCUAUACUUCUUCCAGGUUAGCCCGCUUCCAUCUUAGACUGCAUCAUCACUUGCCACCAGGUGAGAUAGCAGUAAGGGGCUAACUUGUAUCUGAAAAAAAGAUUCUCAAGAAUAAAGAAAAUAAGUAAUUAAAAAAAAAUGCUAUACUCACUGUUAUAGUAAUGUAUUUGCAAUACUUUACAUGAGUGUAACAUACUCGUAAAGUCUAAAGCAUACAAUACACAGUUGCAUCAUACUCAAACAACAGUGUAUCUACAGAUCUGUUGUAAUACUUGUAACUUGCUUGUUAGGGUUCUGUAGUUUGUAGAUUUUUGUUGGUUGUACAUUUAGGAUUAGGACAAGUCCAUUCUGGAGAUUCUAUGACGUAUUUUAUUUGUUGCUUCCUUGCCUAAUUAAUUUUAUACUUGACUAGCCAUGUUGGAAUUUCAUGUCAUUUUCUUUAGGAUUGAUUCAUAUAGACAGCUAAUCAAAGCAAAAUAAUAUAAUUACUGUAUGGAUCUGUAUCUCCACUACAAAAAAAUAUCACAAUCUGCCAAUUUAGGCGCAUGAAUUGAACCUUAGGGGAUGAAUUUUUAAACAUUCUUAGUGCUGACCUAGGUCAUUUACGGAACUGCUUUGCAAAACUUCAUGCUUCUAGACUCCCCAGCUUAAGCUGUGUUGUUUGUCAGUGAGUCACUGUUAGUUUUAUUAGAACCAGUUACAUGAUAGACAGUUAAAGUUACAGUACAGUUAUGGUUAUACCUUUUACAUCAAUAAAAACUAAAGUGAGCUGGUAACUGUAAUUUUAAUUGCCUGUCAUAAUAUUGUACAACUGGACAUAAGUAGAAGAGUUGUUCCUAAGUUAGAAGCGAAACCUUAGCAAAAUCUGUUUUAAGUGUUAUGACUGAUGAAUGGUGAUGUUUUGAUAGUGUAAUGUUAUAGGACUCUUCAUUCAUCAUAUUUUGUAAAUCUCCAUAACCUAUGAUGUGUACACCUAUAAUAUAAUAUAUUAUUAUAAUAUGAAUAUUAUUUAUGAUAAUUAGUCAAAUAUCAGCUAUGUACAAUACAAUCUGAAUAUAUGUAAUGUUGCUAAUAGAAAAACACCAUAAUAUAUUUAUAUAUCGUAAAUUAUUGUGCACCUAUCUGUUUAUUAGGUGCUAUAAUGUAUUAUACUUUUUGAAUAUUAAAUAAAAGAAAGAUUUGUUUAA